Molecule: messenger RNA, 1608 nt
Organism: Synchiropus splendidus (mandarinfish)
Lineage: Eukaryota; Metazoa; Chordata; Actinopteri; Syngnathiformes; Callionymidae
Product: high choriolytic enzyme 2-like
Exons: 14
Coding region: 1-1608 (535 amino acids)
Biological process (GO): proteolysis
Molecular function (GO): zinc ion binding; metalloendopeptidase activity
Source: RefSeq, a predicted model, not a curated record
AUGGCUCGGGUGCUGGUGACCUCCGCUCUGGCGCUGCUGCUGCUGCUGCUGUCAGCCUGCUGCUGGGCUGCUGAGGAGCAGCAGGAGGUUGUUGAAGAAAACCUGGGGGAUCUCUCUGUGUCGGAGCUGCUGGAGAGAGCCAACACAAACCUGAUGCGAUCGGCUGAUGAGCCCACGGUCACUGAGGGUGACAUCGCCGUCGACGAGGCUGAGAGGAACGCUGACCCCUGCACCAGCCGCGGCUGCUUGUGGGGCAAGUGGACCGAUGGAAAGGUCUACAUCCCGUACUACAUCAGCAAACAGUUCUCCUCCCGCGAGAAGGCCAUCAUCACCCGCGGCUUGGAGUCCUUCUCCACCUUCUCCUGCAUCCGCUUCAGACCCAGCAGAAGCAGCGACCGCGACUGGCUGAGCAUCGAGUCCCAGAACGGCUGCUACUCCUACGUGGGGCGCCGCGGUGGCAAGCAGGUGGUCUCUCUGGCCCGUCGCGGCUGCCUCUACCACGGCACCGUCCAGCACGAGCUGCUCCACGCUCUGGGCUUCAACCAUGAGCAGACCCGCUCCGACAGAGACAACCACAUCAGAGUGGUCCUGGCCAACGUUGUGUCCGGAAAGGAGCACAACUUCCGGAAGAUUAACACUCUGAACCAGGGCACCCCCUACGACUACGGCUCAGUCAUGCAGUACAGCAAGUACGCCUUCUCCAAGAACAAUCGUGCGACCAUGGUUCCCAUCCCAGAUGCCAACGUGCCCAUCGGCCACGCCAAGGAGAUGAGCAAGAACGACAUCGCAAGGCUCAACACCUUGUACAAGUGCUAUGUGAUGCCCACUGAGGACCAGAACCUGUCCGUAAGUGAACUGUUGCUGCGAGCCAACAAGGACCGUCAGCCUGGGAAGGACGAGCCGACCCUCGUUGGAGGAGACAUUGCCAUCGGCCCAGACGCCGACAGGAACGCUGAUCCCUGCACUUCCUCUGGCUGCCUGUGGCAGAAGUACACCGACGGAAGAGUCUAUAUCCCGUAUUACAUCGCCAACCACUUCUCUUCCAGAGAGGUCCAGAUCAUCGUGAGAGGACUCGACUCUUUCGCCAGCGUCUCCUGCAUCCACUUCAGACCCUACCAGGCCGGAGACCACGAGUGGCUGAGCAUCGAGUCCAGAGACGGCUGCUGGUCCUAUGUGGGUCGCCAGGGUGGCGGUCAGGUGGUCUCUCUUUCCCGCCAGGGAUGCCUGUACCACGGCACCGUGCAGCACGAGCUGCUCCACGCUCUGGGCUUCAACCACGAGCAGACCCGCUCCGACAGGGACAGCUAUAUCCAAGUGAACUGGAACAACAUCAUCGAUGGAAUGGAGUACAACUUCUACAAGAUCAACACGCUGAACCAGGGAACGCCUUAUGACUACAACUCUGUCAUGCAGUAUGAGAGGUACGCCUUCUCCAAGAACAACCAGCCUACCAUGGUUCCCAUCCCGAACCCCAACGUGUCCUUCGGCCAGGCCACCCAGAUGAACAGCAACGACAUCAUCAGGCUCAACACGCUCUACAAGUGCUGUGAGAAGCCGCCUCUGAACGGCCACCGUCCGGGAUCUCCACCAGCUGACCAGCUGACCUGA